Molecule: messenger RNA, 2205 nt
Organism: Porites lobata
Lineage: Eukaryota; Metazoa; Cnidaria; Anthozoa; Scleractinia; Poritidae
Source: the annotation of a GenBank genome assembly
AUGAACCAGCCAACACCACAGAAAAACAAGGACAUUCAGCAAACGUCAAGUUCCCAAAAAGGUUAAGUACAGAAGAAACUUGAGUAAAAUCAGAAAAUUUACAUCCCUCUCUCUUUCAACUCAUUAUGCCCAAUGCCCAAUGUUAGUAUCUCUCAAAAGAUUUUCCAACAACACAUAACAUGAUUUAAAUCAAGGGCUAAUAAAAUUAACAUUGAAGAAAUUUAUAUUUUUUAGAGCCUUCGUUUGAGAAAAUGAUGGAGACAUUUCAGAAGGCCCUCAGCAGCCACUAUGAAAAUAGUGGCCAACCAUUAUACAAUGCAGAAGAUAUGAGGAAGUUUUCCGAGAUUUAUGCGCCAGGCUUGUUUGAUGUCCUGCUCAGUUCAAUUCUUCGAGACGACUCCAGGCUGUCAGAAGACAGGAAAACACUGCAGGAGCAAAGAACAGUUGCUCUUCUCCAUAUUAUGACAUAUUUUAGGUAUCUGGCAAGGAAUGAAAUAGAAAACAAUGCUGACCUCUAAAGAGAUCAUGUGGUAAAAAAAAUACUUAUUUGUUGUUCAUCUUGUCUAGAUCCCAGAAGUCCCUUGCAAAAAGACCUGGGUCUGUACAUGCACCAACAUGGCCUUUCAAGAGCUGGCUUGAACAAUGGCCCUAUCUUUGGCUUUUCAGUAGCACCAAGAUCAAUUGAUAGGCACAACAUCAACUUACGGCAGCAGUAUCCAAGCUUGUUAAAGCAAAAAAUAGAACAGUCAGUUAAGGUGCAACUGAAUAUGUAAAUACCUGAUAACUUUUAUUAAGUACAAAUCCAUUUCUAAAAUAAAAUAAAUUGAAAGCAUACAGAAAUGUAGGCUACACAGUAAUGUUUUAAAAACAGCCAAACCACUGGAAUCAGGGUGCCUUAUUAUUCAUAUUAAAUGACAGAAAAUUAACAAAUACUACAACAAUAUAUUUUUAGAAUGACAAAUUUAAUAUUGUUUGAUAACCUGAACACUUUAGUGGCAUUUAAUGUAUGAUUAUCUAUUGACAACUCAGUAAGAGGUUAAAGAAAUUGGACUAUCACAUAUAAGAAGGUAGCCUGUGAACAGGCUCUAUGUUUGGGGGAAGGCAAGAUAUUUUCACCCUUUCCCUAAACAGAGAGCCUGUUCACAGAUUAAUAAGAAUGUAACAUGAUAACAACUUGAUUCCUAUGUUCAAAACAUAUCUACUAACUGUUACGACUAUUCAUUCAUGAUUGUAUUUUAUUAGGAAGGUACUUCUAUGAUUCUCCUCUUGGAUGAUUUUCAUAAUAUUCACACAAUCAGAAUGCCAGACAACCUGAAAUUGUCUAAAGCAACACACAUGGCUUCUGUUCUACUUGACAUUCACCUCGAAAUACCAGCUGUAAAAAAACCCAACGCACAGUGUGUCCACAGUGUUUUGAAAAUUACUUUCAGAGGGCAGGAGACUGUUUGCAGAGGUGGUAUUGUAAAAAGAUACAUACAAGAACUGUUCACAGAAAGUCUUAAAAGCCACCACCACUCAUUUCUAACCUCUCUUCCCCAACAAUGUCAGCAGCUGAAGGCUAAAGAUAUACAAAAACAGAUCAAACAGUUCAGGUGUUUAUUAAGAGUUUCACGUUUUCUCUUUUCCCACAACUGUCCAGUUUAACAGGGUUUCAUAGCUGUGGUGUGUAAAAUCGCAGUGAAUACAUAAACUGUAAUAGCAUUUGAACCAUGAAGAAAACAAAUUAAUUAUAUCUUCUUUUGCCAAGUUGAUUGGGUUUGCAUGAAUUGUUUGGUACAAAAAAACAAUAAAAAAAAAACACAAAACACUAAGACACCCUCAAUUGGAAAUACACUACAUGUACAUGUGCUCUUGUACUAUGUAUGUUCCAGCAACCCACUAGGUAAUGACUUAUUUUUCUCUACAAUAGACCUGCAUUAUGUAUGCAUUAUAUAAAGUCUUAAAUUGCAAUCAUGGUGCACAAGUAACAAUAUUUUUACUUUAAUUUCUAGAGUAUACAAUGGCAUGGCACAAGAUGAACUUCUUACCCUGAGCACUUGCGUUUUAAUAGACGAAUUCGAGGCAGGCCUGAAAAGCAUGGAGGAUUACAAGGCUGCACUUAACCAUACAUUCCAUUCUGCUCUUCCCCUUCAUGAUUUCUGUAAAUUAUUUGUUAUUCCACUGCCUGGAGAUUGGCCAACCUGGUACUACACAAAAAAAAAAUAA